CAGGUUGUGUAGCGGGACACAUUGAGACGCUACAGCAGACCGCGGUGAGAUAGAUCCACAGGGCGCUGCGCGGAGCAGCACGCUGGGGGAGAGUUUCUGACCCCUGCGUGUCUAUGCGGUGUGUUUUGUGUGUGUAGAAGGUUUAGAGAGUUAAACGUGGAGGAUCAGUGAAUCAGUGCGGACUGUAGUGAAGAGACAGCAUGGCGGGCAGCAGGCUGGAGAAGUUCGGGACUGUGUAUACCCGAGUUCGAGAUUUGAUGCGCUCUGGAGUGAUCAAGGAGUCACAGAAGCCGCUCUGGUUUGACGUGUACACUGCUUUCCCUCCCAAGAGAGAACCUCUAUAUGUGAAAUCAUCAAAAAGGAUUUGGCCACAAAAGAGGGACGACCAUGUACCUGAAAUCUUUUACAAAGAAGAUGAAAUACGAGCGAAAUUCUUCAAGGUGUAUGGAAUUGAAUCGAGACCAUUUGAUCUCAGUAAAACCUACUUUCUCUCAACAUGCCAGAGGUUCGUGGACAAGUACAGUGAGUUGGAGAGCAGGGGGGAUGUGAAUCCUGAGAACUUGUUUGAGGAGACGGCGAAGGCUCUUCUUGCUGCAGGAGUUUUGCUCAGAAGGGUUGGAGGCACUGGUGUGAGAGCAAAGCGAACUGGUCCUGUGUUGGAUGAGGCAGUAGAACAGAAAGACUCGACAGAAGCUUCAGAAGAGCAGGAACAGUCUGUUCCCACUGAAAGUUCAACACCAUCAUAGUGAAGUUGACUCCUUUCCUGUCCAGAUAUUGAAGAACAGCUUCAGAGCGAGCUGCAGGUACAUCCUCUGAGAAUGUUCAGUGAUAAAAUGCUCACUGAAAACAUAUAUCCAGUGCUGACUGUCUGAACAAAAGAAGUUAGAGUUUAUAUUACAUUGUUGCAUUUUUAAUGACCGUUCCAAUAAAUUAUUGUUUUGAAAAGA
This is a messenger RNA of Astyanax mexicanus (Mexican tetra), 947 nucleotides long. RefSeq names its product mitochondrial ribosomal protein S23 (gene mrps23). The transcript is spliced from 5 exons. Gene Ontology annotation, biological process: translation. Bases 201 to 746 code for a protein of 181 amino acids. The record is from RefSeq and is a predicted model, not a curated record. Lineage: Eukaryota; Metazoa; Chordata; Actinopteri; Characiformes; Acestrorhamphidae. Gene Ontology annotation, molecular function: structural constituent of ribosome. Gene Ontology annotation, cellular component: mitochondrion; ribosome.